Messenger RNA from Gekko japonicus, 3743 nucleotides. It is a transcript of the gene ANKS1A, whose product is annotated as ankyrin repeat and sterile alpha motif domain containing 1A. Gene Ontology annotation, cellular component: cytosol. The record is from RefSeq and is a predicted model, not a curated record. NCBI's taxonomy places the organism in Eukaryota, Metazoa, Chordata, Lepidosauria, Squamata, Gekkonidae. The transcript has 27 exons. Gene Ontology annotation, molecular function: protein binding. The coding region runs from base 1 to 3618 and encodes 1205 amino acids.
AUGGGGAAAGAGCAAGAGCUGCUGGAGGCCUCCCGCACCGGGAAUCUGCCUGCUGUGGAGAAACUGCUGUCAGGCAAGCGCCUCAGCUCGGGCUUCGGGUCUGGUGGCGGCUCCGGGUCCUCAGGGGGAGGCGGCAGUGGAGGUGGCGGCGGCGGCGGGGGGCACCCGCUUUCCAGCCUUCUCAGCAUUUGGAGGGGACCGAAUGUGAAUUGUGUUGACAGUACUGGAUAUACUCCAUUGCACCAUGCUUCUUUGAAUGGUCACAAGGAUGUUGUGGAAGUUCUGUUGAGGAAUGAUGCAUUAACAAAUGUGGCCGACUGCAAAGGCUGUUAUCCUCUUCAUUUGGCAGCUUGGAAGGGAGAUGCUGAGAUAGUGAAACUGCUAAUACACCAGGGACCGUCUCACACUAAAGUGAAUGAGCAGAAUGCUCUUGAGAUCAAAGAACUCAAAAAGUACGGCCCCUUUGACCCCUAUAUCAAUGCCAAGAAUAAUGACAAUGAGACGGCUCUGCAUUGUGCAGCUCAGUAUGGUCAUACAGAGGUGGUGAAGGUUCUCCUGGAGGAGUUGACUGACCCUACCAUGCGCAAUAACAAGUUCGAGACACCUCUUGAUUUGGCUGCACUCUAUGGGAGAUUGGAGGUUGUGAAGAUGUUGCUUAAUGCUCAUCCCAAUCUUCUAAGUUGCAAUACUAAGAAACACACCCCCUUACAUCUGGCAGCUAGGAAUGGCCAUAAAGCUGUUGUACGUGUUCUUCUGGAUGCUGGCAUGGAUAGCAAUUACCAGACAGAAAAAGGUAGUGCUUUGCACGAAGCUGCUUUGUUUGGCAAAACAGAUGUGGUACAGAUACUGCUAGCUGCAGGCAUUGAUGUGAAUAUAAAGGAUAACAGAAGUCUGACAGCUUUGGAAAUUGUGAGAGAACUUCCUUCUCAGAAAAGUCAACAAAUAGCAGCACUCAUUGAAGAAUGUACAACUGGGAAGAACACAGCAAAAGCAGAAGAAAAGAUAGCAUCAGUUAUUUCUACUGAUGCUUCAGUUCGGGUACCCCAAGGAAAUGUGGAAAAAAUAACAGAACUGAUGGCAGAUUUUGAUGGAAAGCAAGAAGAGUGUCCAUAUGAAGUUCUAUACAAUGCCACAUCCUGUCACUCUUUGGACAGCCUGGCCAGUGGAAGAUCAUCAGACAGAGACUCAGUGAAUAGGGAAGUGGAGACGACCAGUGUUAAAGGGACAGGAAUGAGGCCUAGAGAGCGCCCACCCCCUCCUGCCAAGCCUCCCCCUGAUGAAGAGGAGGAGCUUGAAGAGAAGAAGCUGAGUACUUCUUCUAAGGGUUUGGUCGCUAAGAGGAAGAGCAGGGGAAGCACAGCAGAUGAAGAGGAAGAGCAUCCUUAUGAGCUGUUGCUAACAGCAGAAACUAAGAAGCAUGUUGCUGUGGAUAAAAAAACAAAAGGUGAAUCAUCUUCAGGUGCUGCCAGCAGUGUCCAGCCUCAGGCCUGGCCACGAAAGGGUUUGCCUUCUCAGGAUGGCCAGUGGCCACUGAACUGCCAAGAUUCUUCUGACCUUUCUUCUAGCCAUUCGGAACAACAGAGUCCUGAAUCACACUUGAUAGAAGUCUCAAAAGACGAGAGGAGGAGCAUCAGUAACCACAGUCAAGCAGAUGCCCAGGAUGUCCAAGUACUGGAUCAGUUCUCAGGUCUACUGCAUGGUUCUUCUCCGGUAUGUGAAAUAAAUGAGGACCCUUUCAGACUCAUUUCUGCUGUUGGUAAAGGAAGUACAGAAGGGACUGCUAUGCAGCUGGAAGAUGUUGAUGCAUCUGGAACGGUACAGACUAGCACUGCAGACCAAAAUAAAGUGGUCUAUUCAACCAUCUGCCAUAUAAGUGACAAAUUGGAUCCUGAAACUUUAGCACAUCUUCACUUGCCACAACAUCCUGCCGGUGCUGAGGAAGGAGACAAGAGUUGUUCUGUGGGCAGAGUCCACCCAGGAGGCAAGCCCAGAUCAGAACUCAAACUUAGCCGCAGCUUGUCAAAAUCGGACUCUGACCUUUUGACCACUUCACCAACAGAAGACGAUACUAUGGGGAGCAGAAGUGAAUCACUUUCCAAUUGUAGUGCUGGCAAAAAAAGGCUGGAGAAAUCACCUUCCUUUGCUUCAGAGUGGGAUGAGUUUCAACCCAAAGUGCCUGAAGUCUCCGAAGUUCAGUCUUUCUCCAAUAUUGAGAAAAUCAUGAGCUCCAUUGGUGAAGGCAUUGACUUUUCUCAAGAGCAGCAGAGGAUUUCAGGUUCACGGAUGCUGGAGCAGAGCGUUGGGGAGUGGCUGGAGUCCAUUGGCUUGCAGCAGUAUGAGAGUAAACUGCUUCUCAAUGGCUUUGAUGAUGUCCAGUUCCUGGGCUGUAAUGUUAUGGAAGAUCAGGAUCUCCGGGACAUUGGUAUUAGCGACCCACAGCACCGCAGAAAACUGCUCCAGGCAGCACGUACUCUUCCUAAGGUAAAAUCCCUGGGCUGUGAUGGGACUCAGCCUUCUGUUCCUGCUUGGCUUGAUUCCCUGGGACUGCAGGAUUACAUUCAAUCAUUUCUGUCAAGUGGCUACAGUUCUAUAGACUCUGUGAAAAACCUUUGGGAGCUAGAACUAGUUAAUGUGCUCAAAGUAAUUCUUCUUGGUCAUCGUAAGCGCAUAAUAGCCUCUCUGGCAGACAGGCCAUAUGAGGAGCCUCCACAGAAACCACCACGGUUCUCUCAGCUAAGGUGCCAGGAUUUGAUGUCCCAGACGUCCUCACCGCUGAGCCAGAGUGACUCCUGCACAGGGAGGUCUGCAGAUCUCCUGCUUCCUUUAGGGAAUACUGGAAAGAAGAGACAAGAGAGUAGCCGUGAUAUUGCAUCUUACCCCAGAGCUGACAGAGUCAAGACACAGGAGGGAUGCCGUGAACCCAAACUUACACUCAGACCCCCAAGUCUGGCUGCUCCCUAUGCACCUGUCCAACACUGGCAGCACCAGCCAGAGAAGCUUAUAUUUGAGUCCUGUGGGUAUGAAGCCAAUUAUCUUGGGUCCAUGCUAAUCAAAGAUCUUCGUGGUACAGAAUCUACACAGGAUGCCUGUGCAAAAAUGAGGAAAUCAACUGAACAUAUGAAGAAGACCCCAACUAUAAUAUUAUCCAUCACUUACAAAGGAGUGAAGUUCAUAGAUGCCUCUAACAAGAAUGUUAUUGCUGAGCAUGAAAUCAGGAACAUUUCCUGUGCUGCCCAGGACCCAGAGGAUCUCUGUACGUUUGCCUAUAUCACCAAGGACUUGCAAACCAGCCACCACUACUGCCAUGUGUUCAGUACAGUUGAUGUUAAUCUGACGUAUGAAAUCAUUCUGACACUGGGUCAAGCAUUUGAAGUAGCCUACCAACUGGCCCUGCAAGCCCAAAAAUCAAAACCUACAGGUGCUUUGACAUCUGAAAUGGUAGAAACAAAAUCUUCAAAACCGGUGCCUAAACCUCGAGCCAGCAUGAGGAAAUCAGCGCUGGAGUCAUCAGAAGUGGACCAAGACUCUCAAUCCCAUGCUAGUGUGUCCUGGGUUGUAGAGCCCAAGCAGGAUUCCAAGAGGACCCUCAGCACUAAGUAUGAGACUACUAUCUUCUGAAAACAAAUCCUGCAUCCAUCCAGUCUAACCGUGCCUUUGCAGUCUGAUCUGUCUGCUCUUCUAAACCCCUCCUUCCUCCCAUUGCUGGCAAUAGGUUUGGCACCAUCAGAGACAGCAGCACUAGG